UGUGUACCUGACCCUGGGUCAGUUGUGUGUUUUGAAAAUAGAUUAUAACUUAACGUGCCAGGAACCAGAAGAGACGCCAGUAACAUCACUGUUGGAUAAGCUAACAAGCAGACCAAGAGCACUUCGAGCACAGGACGUCUUUCUCCCAGAGCUCGAGGCGACAGAAGCAGCACAGUGAUAUUGUUUUAACUCUUGAUGCCAGCGAUGCAUGGACAGUGAUAAUGAUGCCUGAAACAAGGGACGUAGAUGGAAAAGUUCUUACCAAAAGCUAACUGCAAUUUCAAGACACCCUUCAGCAACUUCCAGGAGUGCCGCAACUGUUGCCGUUUCACCACGUAAUCAAUAAUGUCAUUACCCAAAGAGUCCUUAAACAGAGGGAAAGAUCGAGAGAGGGGGGCCCGUCCCAAAGUGAGACAGAGCCGUUCAGAGGAGAGACGAGAUGCUGGCAGUGGACGGAAAGGAGGAAAGGGGAAGAAAAAAGGUCUCUCCUCCCAUGAACCAGCAGCUGAGCGGCCUGUCAGUGAUGGCUUUGAGUAUGGUGAGCUGUUGAGUGACCUGGAGACCAGGGACCAAUCUUCCUCCUCACCUCCAAAGGAGACCUGGAGAUGGCAGGGUUUGGAAGUUGCUGCCUCAUUAUUAGGACAAGAACGGGUAACAGCCAGGCCAGGGAUGGGAACAGUAACCUCUGCUGCAGAGCUGUCUGCACCCAGUGAAAGUGAGGGCAGAGGUUCGAGCAGCAAUCGCACUCUCCGGCAAAAAAUCCAAGAUGCAAUGGGCCAGUGUUUCCCAAUAAAGACACACACUGCAGCGGCACCAGCACCAACUCCCCAGGCUCUGUCAUCAUCAACUGCCUGUGCCUCCUCAAGGCGCAAGAUCCAUCUCAGUGAGUUGAUGUUGGAUGACUGCCCUUUCCCUGUAGGAUCAGAGCUUGCACAGAAGUGGUAUCUAAUUAAGCAACACACAGCCCCCAUUACUCAGCCGCCCAUGGUUGAUUCUGCAGUAGGGUGCAGUGCCCCCUCUUCAGCAACAGCAACUGUGGUGGAGGAUGUCGAUGACAGGUUGCGAGAGCGCAGGCGCAUCAGCAUUGAGCAAGGUGUUGAGCCACCGCCCAAUGCAGAGAUCCACACGUUUGAGGUGACGGCCCAAAUUAACCCUCUCUACAAGCAUGGCCCUAAGCUGGCUCAUGGUAUGAAUGAGUUAGCCGGGCCUGACAGAGCCUCCGUUCAUCAGCAACAGCAGCUCCUUCUCCAAAGACAGCAGCAGCACCAGCUUCUCCUACAGAGUUGUUUGGACACUCUGGAUGAGGUGGUGGCCUCAGCUUCAGCUUCAGCCUCUGCCGUUGCCGCUGCCUCUGCCCCUGCCUCUGUUCAUACUUGUGAUACUAUUUCUGACCCUCUGGUGGACACAGAGGUGACGGCAACCAGCAUGCCCUCUCGGGCCAUAGUUCCUCAGGCUGAGCAUCACAAAUCUCAUGAUGGCUACCGCAUUCACACUCAGAUUGAUUACAUUCACUGUUUAGUUCCAGACCUGCUGCAGAUCACCAACCUCCCGUGUUACUGGGGGGUCAUGGACCGCUACGAGGCCGAGAAGCUGCUGGAAGGAAAGCCUGAAGGCACUUUUCUCCUGCGUGACUCUGCCCAGGAAGACUACCUCUUCUCCGUCAGCUUCCGUCGCUACGGCCGCUCGCUCCAUGCACGAAUUGAACAGUGGAACCACAAUUUCAGCUUCGACGUGCACGACCCCAGUGUCUUCCACGCUCCCACUGUUACAGGAUUGUUGGAGCACUACAAGGACCCCAACUCCUGCAUGUUCUUUGAACCCCUGCUGUCCAACCCCAUCCACCGCACACAGCCUUUCACCCUGCAACACAUCUGCAGAGCAGCCAUAAGCAGCUGCACCACUUAUGAUGGAAUUAACAUGCUUCCCAUUCCAAAUGCUUUAAAAAAGCAUCUGAAAGAGUACCACUAUAAGCAGAGAGUACGUGUACGGCGUAUGGACACCUGGUGGGAAUGAAGAACAAAAAAAGUUAUUCACUAGAAUAAACUACUAAAUGCAUUUAAAACACAAGUCUCCCUGAACUGAACAGUGAUUCUUGUUCACUCUCUCUGGCUGUAUUAACAUACACUGCACUGUACUUAUUUAUUUUAUCCCUGCUGUACAUGUCUAAACAAUUUUACUAAACUACACUGAUGAGACAACAUGUAUCUCACUGAUCUUGUACACUCGAAGUUCUUUAUGCUCAAAUAAACAAACUUAUUUAGA
Molecule: messenger RNA, 2262 nt
Organism: Scatophagus argus
Lineage: Eukaryota; Metazoa; Chordata; Actinopteri; Scatophagidae
Gene: socs9
Product: suppressor of cytokine signaling 9
Exons: 2
Coding region: 346-2013 (555 amino acids)
Biological process (GO): intracellular signal transduction; phosphatidylinositol phosphate biosynthetic process
Cellular component (GO): phosphatidylinositol 3-kinase complex
Molecular function (GO): 1-phosphatidylinositol-3-kinase regulator activity
Source: RefSeq, a predicted model, not a curated record